Debaryomyces fabryi is the source of this 1203-nucleotide messenger RNA. RefSeq lists its product as uncharacterized. Gene Ontology annotation, molecular function: DNA binding. Lineage: Eukaryota; Fungi; Ascomycota; Pichiomycetes; Serinales; Debaryomycetaceae. The coding region runs from base 1 to 1203 and encodes 400 amino acids. The record is from RefSeq and is a predicted model, not a curated record. The transcript has a single exon.
AUGAAUAUAGACCAUCCACUGCCUGAUAAUGAUGAAAACACGCAUGUUUUGCCCAUAGGCCAGUUAGAUUCGGCCCCCAUGCAUAGUAACCGAAAGCCACUUUCAAGGAGUAUUAAGAUUGAAAAGAACCAAGAUUUUGGUCAAGAAGAGGAUACAAUUCAACAAGCAAACGAAGAUACCCCAAAUGAUUUCCAAGAUGGAGAUGACUUCGAAAGUGAUUUUCAUGAACAUAACACAUCUCAUACUAAUCCUGAGCCAGUAUAUCACGAAGAAAACAAAGAGAAACCAGUUAAAAGAGGGAGAGGUAGGCCUAGAAAGAUUGUCAAAGAUGAUGAAAUUGAAGCUGCACCUAAAAUAAAACGGAAGAGAGGGAGACCACGAAAAGGCACAGAGGAGACUUCUCGUGUCGAAGAUAACUUGGUUGAAACCCCCAGAAGAUCAGCAAGAAUACACAAGAAAGAUAUUCCUAGCUAUAGAAUUGAGAAAGAACCUGAUGACAAGACAAGUUCCAAACCAACUCAUCGUAAGCGCAAAGCUUCAAGAUCAAUUAUUCAUGAAAACAAAAAGCCGGUUUCGCUUGUAAAGAUGAGACCCAACGAAACCCAGAAACCAAUGUAUAUCAACACUGAGCGUAUAAUAACAAAUCAGAAUCGAGACAGACGAUUAAGAGUAAAUACUUUGGAUGUGCUCAAGCAUUUAAUCGAAAAUUUCAACCCAACAAAUUCAGACUCUCAGAUAGUAAACGAAUCAUUGAUCCAUAAUGAGUUUAAGAAUCAUGUUUUACACCACUUAGGCUACUUGUUUGACGCUCAUGCUAACAUACAUGAUAUGUCACUAGAGAUAAAUGAGAUUCAAAAAAAAAAAACAGAACUAAGAAAUAGAAUAUUUGAGUUGAAGAAAAGUCAUAUGAAUGUAGGUUCAGAAUUGAACAAAAUGAGAGGCAAUUAUCAGGACGAGAGAACAAAAUUCAAAACUUUUAAUAAAAUGGCAAAUAAAUUACAAUUUUUAUCUAGUACAGUAGAUGGAUAUAAAGCAGGAAAUCUUGAUUCUUCAGAAAAGUCUGAGCAAAUCAACAAAAAUAAAGAGACGAUUGACAAAGAAAUAUUUUCCUUAAGUAAAGUAGUCAAUCCGAACUCUGGCAUGUUCAAAAAAUUGAUCUUAAUUAAUAAAAAGUUAAGCAAGAUUGAGAGCGAGCUUUCAUAA